ACCACAGAAAACAUUGAACGUUUAUAUUUAUAAUUCCUUCUUUUGACCUCUCGACAAACAGUGUUAGCAUUAUGUAAGAAAAUAUCAGCUUUGUUCCACCAUGGCGGGCGAAGGCACCUAUCAAUGGUCACUGGAUGACGACUCCCUCAAGAAAGCCGCCAAAGAACUGAACGAAGACAGUAAACAGAGAGCCUCUCAGAUCGACUCUCUGAGGACCUGGGUGAAGAAACAGCCACACCUAACUUCACGAACAGACGAUGCGUUCCUGCUGCGUUUCCUCCGCACCAGUAAGUUCAGCAUGUUAAGGGCCCAGCAGAUGUUGGACAAGUUUUGUACGGUCAGGUCGUCACAGGAGAAGGGCGUCCCCCUUUGGUUCAAUGAUUUGGACCCCGAGGACCCCAAAAUAUUGGAACUCUUGGAUAUCGGGACCUGCCUCCCACUGCCAGGGAGAGACGACCAAAAUAGGAAGGUUAUGCUAUACAGAACUGGUGCUUUCGAUCCAAAAGUCCACGACUUCUCUGACGUGAUGAGACUGGGGUUCAUCACCACAGACAUCCUCCUGAUGGACGAGCUGAACCAGAUCCACGGUUUUGUCAUCUUAUUGGACUUCUCGGAGUUCGGUAUGAGUCACGUGACCUGCUGGGGUCCAGAUACUGUCUCUAAGGCAAUGAUGUGCUGGCAGGAUUGCUACCCCACCAGGAACAAAGCAAUCAAUUACUACAACACGCCGACUUUGUUCAAUGUUGUCUUCGAACUGUUCAAAUUGGUGAUGAAAGAAAAAUAUAAGCAACGGCUUCAUUUCCACUGGAGCAGCCAAGAAUCGCUGCAUAAACAGGUUCCUCAGCGCAUGCUGCCAACGUACAUGGGCGGUACGGCAGGAACGCUACAGGAGAUCAUACAGGAUUGGAAAGUCCACGUACUCAAAAAUAAAGAAGAAAUCUCACGUAAUGCACGUUGUGCUGUGGACGAAGAAAAACGACCCGCUCCAGAAAAAGACGGCGGCGAGGGAGGCUGGGGGAUUGUUGGCUCGUUCCGAAAGCUCGCCUUGGAUUAGAACCAGGGACCAGCAUCGUUGCCAGGGACGCUCCAGUAACUUACACAGUAAAACUUACAUAACAGGCUUUUUCAGUAGCAAGCAAUGUAUGAUAUGCACUAGAAAGGGAAUUCUAAAGAACAAAGAAUGAACCGUACACGUUUUAUUUAGGCAAGAAAACAAUCUUAUUUACAACCUUUGUACGUUAACGGUUCAAUGGACUGUAAGAGAUCAGAGAUCUGUCAGAUUUGCGCGCCAAACUUAUUGCAAGUCGGUCUUUUGAUGAAGAAAUUUUGUCAAUGCCCGGUAUAAAAUGACCCUGGGGUUAAAGGCCGUUGCCUGUUCUGGAACUCAUGCACAAAUGCUACUCCUUGCCCUUUUGGCGGUGACAAGCCUAGAAAUAUUGGUUAUUAAAUAACAGCAGAUUUUUUUCUAUAGCAAGUGAGAAAUAACACUUUAUUGGACUCGUUACUUUUUAACUAUCAAAUAUGAAUCAGUACCCAAAGACUUGACUUUACUACAGUUCUUUCACGGUAUAUGCUUGUCAGUAACUCCUUUUAUGAGGCCAGUGAGACAGGAAUGGUGGUCCUAGGAAUGGAAGUCCGGAGUCCUACAUGAUAAGUACAGGUUAGGGUUAGUCGGAGUAUUGAGGUUAGUAUAUAGAACGAAUGUCACCUAUUCAAAGUAAUGGAGAACGAAUUGCGGUUCCUAGCGGAAUGUCAUCCCUGUCACACUGGGUUAAUAGGUAAAACAUCUGUUCAUUGUGUUAGCUGUACCUUGUGGUUAGCAAUACAAUCACAACAUAAUGUCUGAUUGUGUUAGCUGUACCUCGUGG
Molecule: messenger RNA, 1868 nt
Organism: Lingula anatina
Lineage: Eukaryota; Metazoa; Brachiopoda; Lingulata; Lingulida; Lingulidae
Product: alpha-tocopherol transfer protein-like
Cellular component (GO): membrane
Molecular function (GO): phosphatidylinositol bisphosphate binding
Source: RefSeq, a predicted model, not a curated record